UUUGCUUCAACUCCAAAGAGUGCACUGACUGCGCCGGGAGUGCUAUUGCCAUGCCAUUUUUGCGGUCGAAGCUGGACAAGAACGCCGUCUACUUCAAAUUCGCUCAUGAAGGCCAUGCUCUGGAAAAGGUGGAGUUCUAUGGCAAAGAGAUUGCAGUCGGGGAUCUUCGGCACUCCAUUGCCGAGAUGAAGAAACUGCCCAAGGUUGACUUGCAGAUUCUCAAUGAAUCCACCGGCGAGGUUUACGCUCGUGAUGGCCACUUGCUGAGCCGCAACAUUAUUGUGACGGUCCGACGCACGCCGAUACAGACACAGAAGAAGCCCUCGGUCUUGAACCUAGAAGGAGCUGACCUCUUUGCACCAGUGAGGAAAAAGGCACGAGUUGUCAAGAAAGUGGAGCCAGAGGUACCUGAGCAGAAGGCGCCCUGCCCACCUGAGUAUUUGUGCCCUUUGUGCAGAGGCAUUUUCGAGAACCCAGGAAUUGCACGGUGUUGCGGACGGUCUGCCUGCUUCAGCUGCUUUGAGGAGAAAUCUGAUGGAACAUGUCCCCUUUGUACCAGGCAGUUGCUGGAAGAGGAAAAGCCUUUGCCAAACCCACGGCUGGCAGAAAUUGUGGCCUCCCUGAACUUGGACUUCUUUCAGCUGCCCCAAAAGACGGUGGCAAGACAAGCUGCUGGGCGAGGCCCUCCAAAGACAGAGGCCCCAUCUGCAGUUCCCGCUCCUCCACUUGCUCAUGAAGAAGUUCCCCACCCAUCAACAUCCACUCCAGCUCCAAUUGCUGGUGCUACCUUGGUGCCCUGCAUGCUCUCACCAGAGCAGUUUCACGCCUGGCAGCAGUCAUUGCUGCAAAGCAAGUCGCAUGGGCGAAGACGUGAGAGACGCAGACGAAGUGAUUAAGACGUAAAGAAGUCGUCUGACGCGUCCAGAGUGUAAACACACGUAUACUGC
Molecule: messenger RNA, 947 nt
Organism: Durusdinium trenchii
Lineage: Eukaryota; Dinophyceae; Suessiales; Symbiodiniaceae
Source: the annotation of a GenBank genome assembly